Ylistrum balloti is the source of this 2031-nucleotide messenger RNA. Its product is annotated as mucin-2-like. NCBI's taxonomy places the organism in Eukaryota, Metazoa, Mollusca, Bivalvia, Pectinida, Pectinidae. The record is from RefSeq and is a predicted model, not a curated record. The coding region runs from base 1 to 2031 and encodes 676 amino acids. The transcript has 2 exons.
AUGUUAUCACUGCCAUCACCUACAAACUACAACACCUACCACCAAACCAAGUCACUGCCAUCGCCUACAAACUACAGCACCUACCACAAAAGCAAGUCACUAGCAUCACCUACAAACUACAACACCUACCAAAAAACCAAGUCACUAUCAUCAUCUACAAACUACAACACCUACCAUCAAACCAAGUCACUACCAUCACCUACAAACUACAGCACCUACCACAAAACCAAGUCACUACCAUCACCUACAAACUACAACACCUACCACCAAACCAAGUCACUACCAUCAACUACAAACUACAACACCUACCACCAAACCAAGUCACUGCCAUCAACUACAAACUAUAACACCUACCACCAAACCAAGUCACUACCAUCACCUACAAACUACAACACCUACCACCAAACCAAGUCACUGUCAUCAACUACAAACUACAGCACCUACCACCAAACCAAGUCACUGUCAUCACCUACAAACUACAACACCUACCUACCACCAAACCAAGUCACUACCAUCACUACAAACUACAACACCUACCACACCAAGUCACUGCCAUCAGUCACUACAUCACCUACAAACUACAACACCUACCACCAAACCAAGUCACUGUCAUCACCUACAAACUACAACACCUACCACCAAACCAAGUCACUGUCAUCACCUACAAACUACAACACCUACCACAAAACCAAGUCACUACCAUCAACUACAAACUACAACACCUACCACCAAACCAAGUUACUACCAUCACCUACAAACUACAACACCUACCACCAAACCAAGUCACUGUCAUCACCUACAAACUACAACACCUACCACAAAACCAAGUCACUACCAUCAACUACAAACUACAACACCUACCACCAAACCAAGUCACUGCCAUCAACUACAACACCUACCACCAAACCAAGUCACUGUCAUCAUCUACAAACUACAACACCUACCACCAAACCAAGUCACUGCCAUCACCUACAACACCUACCACCAAACCAAGUCACUGCCAUCAACUACAACACCUACCACCAAACCAAGUCACUAUCAUCAUCUACAAACUAUAACACCUACCACCAAACCAAGUCACUAUCAUCAUCUACAAACUAUAACACCUACCACCAAACCAAGUCACUAUCAUCAUCUACAAACUAUAGCACCUAUCACCAAACCAAGUCACUGUCAUCACCUACAAACUACAACACCUACCAACAAACCAAGUCACUGCCAUCAACUACAACACCUACCACCAAACCAAGUCAUUGUCAUCACCUACAAACUAUAACACCUACCACCAAACCAAGUCACUGCCAUCGCCUACAACACCUACCACCAAACCAAGUCACUGUCAUCACCUACAACACCUACCACCAAACCAAGUCACUGCUAUCACCUACAACACCUACCACCAAACCAAGUCACUGCUAUCACCUACAACACCUACCACCAAACCAAGUCACUGCCAUCACCUACAAACUACAACACCUACCACCAAACCAAGUCACUGUCAUCACCUACAAACUACAACACCUACCACCAAACCAAGUCACUGCCAUCAUCUACAAACUACAACACCUACCACCAAACCAAGUCACUGCCAUCACCUACAAACUACAACACCUACCACCAAACCAAGUCACUGCCAUCACCUACAAACUACAACACCUACCACCAAACCAAGUCACUGUCAUCACCUACAAACUACAACACCUACCACCAAACCAAGUCACUGCCAUCACCUACAAACUACAACACCUACCACCAAACCAAGUCACUGCCAUCACCUACAAACUACAACACCUACCACCAAACCAAGUCACUAUCAUCACCUACAAACUACAACACCUACCACCAAACCAAGUCACUGCCAUCACCUACAAACUACAACACCUACCACCAAACCAAGUCACUAUCAUCACCUACAAACUACAACACCUACCACCAAACCAAGUCACUGCCAUCACCUACAAACUACAACACCUACCACCAAACCAAGUCACUAUCAUUAUCUACAAACUACAACACCUACCACCAAACUAA